AAAAAAAAGAACGAAGACACGGGGGGGGGAGAGAAAGCUGUAGGUACCGGAAGCGGUGAACUUCCUCGAUUAGUCCCUUCUGCAUCAUCUGCCCGUUGGUCGGCGCAUAAUAUGACAAAUUACCCGAGUUGUCUCCCUUGGUGGAAAAAUUUACGACAAGCAACGCCAUUUUUUUUCCCCCACCACUAAUUUUCAUUACAGAACCUUUGACACAUACACACACCUAUAUACACGCGUAUAUAUACACAUAUCUGUCUGCCUACGAACACAUAUACACACCUAGAUACACAUAUACCCGUAUAUACGUACAUCUAUGCCUGCUACGGUGCGUUGAUCGCGAAUUACAUACUCCCACACUUCCCACAAUACGUCUUUAUGUCUUAGCAGAGAGAAUCCCUUUCUUCUUUCGUCCCCUUCUACGUCUUAACACAUGUUCCGAUGUCGUUAGGCUCGGACGGAGGUCUUACACGAAGCCAACGGCCAAGCUUCUGCCUCUGCUCGACGGAUUGAUGUCGGCCCAUGCUGGAGGUUACUACGUUUUUACCAACUUCUUUCUCUCUUCCUUGGUAUGGAGUCUGUGGAAAAAAGAAACAGCCGUGUAAUGUUUGAAGAAAUCUGAAACAAAGAAAGAAAAGAAGAACAACAGCAACAAUAAUAAUAAUAAAAGUGAGCUAUGGGAAAAAGUUUGAAGUGCACCAGCUGUGAGAAAACGUUCAAAUAUAAUUAUUUGUUACUUCAGCACCUGAAGAGCCAUUCCAGUGACGGUCCAUUGUAUCCUUGCAGUUGUUGUCCACAGAUAUUUUCCGAUUUUGAGCAGUUCUCCACUCACCAGCUGAUCCACAGCACGGACACGAGGGAGAAGAAUUAUAUUCCGAAUUUCCAAAGCACUGCUUACCUGGGCAUGAACGACAGCGUGAGUAUGAACGUGGGGAAACUUCAGCAACAUCAUCAACAACAGCAGCAGCAGCAGCGAAUGGGGUCGCUUCCAGGACAGACCUCGACUUCGUCGUCCAAGUGCCAGAUGUGUUAUCGCAGCUUUGACAGCUUCGAAGAACUCAACGAGCACAUGGUUGUGCACGUCCUCGGUGGCUCCGGGGUGCCGUCGCCCCUCGACAGCAACAUGACCUACCCCAAGUAUUACGUGGAGAACAACUUUGGAAACAGCAGCAGCAUUGGCGGUGGUGGGAGUAGUACUACGGCCAGCACGCCUGAGCCGCCGAGCAAUGACAUUACGUCAAACAGAGCCGGGUUGAGAGACAGGCCCCGCGUUGGCAUCAAGCAGUGCCAAAAUUGUGAGAAGAGCUUCAAGAACCUCUCUGAACUGCAGUCACACGAGUGUAUGUACUCGGGCGAGAGGCUUUUCAAGUGUGAGUACUGCGGGGCUUCGUUUACAGACAGCGUGAAGCUCGACCAACACGUGAAGACGCACUCACAGUCGCAGCCCCAGGGUCGGCUGUUGAAGUGCACCUUCUGCAACCGGGCGUUCGCCGAGGCCGGGAAACUGCAACGGCACCAGCGAACACACACGGGGGACCGGCCCUACAAAUGCACGCGCUGUCAGAAGCAGUUCCGCACGUCUGGCGCACUGAACGUGCACCAGCGGAUUCAUACCGGGGCGAGACCCUAUCAGUGUGACCAGUGCGGAGACACGUUCACAACUUCGAGCAGCCUGGUGGCGCAUAAGCGCACACACAGCGGGGAGCGGCCCUUCCGCUGUUCACUGUGUCCAAAGGCGUUCACGACAUCCGGUAACCUUACUGUGCAUUUGCGGUCGCACACCGACGAGAAACCCUACCAUGCGACGUGUGCCGCAAGGCGUUCACCACGUACGGCAACCUCAACGUGCACCUGCGCACGCACACGGGGGAGCGGCCGUUCAAGUGCGACUUCUGCCAGAAGACCUUCUCCGUGUCCGGAAACCUCAGCGUCCACCUCAAGACCCACAACAAGUCCUCGGCGUCGUUGACGACCACGAAAUCCCUUAGCAACGAUGAGCAGCAGCAGCAGAUGCAACAACAAAUGCUGCAGCAGCACCAAAGCGGGAACAACAACAACAGCAGCAGCAACAAUGGUGGUGAUGAGGGAGAGAAUGAAAUCUGCGAAGAGGAAGAGGACGACGAAGAGGAAGAAGAGGACAUCGAAGAGGUGGAGGAGGAGGAAGACGAGGACGACAUCUCCGGCACGACGCCCGUCUAUGACAUCAUGAAAUCAUCGUUUACAUCUUGACUGAUCUGAUAAAUUACAAAAGAAAAGAAAAAGAAAGGAAAGAAAAAAUACAUAAAUAUCAAAAACAAAAUAACAUAAACAAACAGAAAACAAACAAAGCAAAAAAUUUAUUUAUUUGAUUAAUUUUUAUUUAUUUUAGUCAUUAAUUACCUUUUUACCAUUUUUAUUUCAUGUUUUAAGAUGAAAUAAUGUGUCGUAAGUGCUAUCAAAACUGGAUUGUUUUUUUCUAUUUUCUUGUAUACAUACAUCUCUCUCUCUGAGGAAUUUCUGACUAAGAGUAACAACGUAUUGGAAUUAACACGCCCCCAAUUAAUAAUUCCUUUAACGAAUGGAAUUGUCAAAUAACUGAUUCUAAUUGUCAUACCAUUUUUAAAAAGUAUAAAAACUCAAUUUUAAAA
Molecule: messenger RNA, 2624 nt
Organism: Octopus sinensis (East Asian common octopus)
Lineage: Eukaryota; Metazoa; Mollusca; Cephalopoda; Octopoda; Octopodidae
Product: zinc finger protein 160
Exons: 2
Coding region: 674-1966 (430 amino acids)
Biological process (GO): regulation of transcription by RNA polymerase II
Molecular function (GO): DNA-binding transcription factor activity; RNA polymerase II cis-regulatory region sequence-specific DNA binding
Source: RefSeq, a predicted model, not a curated record